AUGACAAGUCUUAAUAACGUCCAAGACGAAGAGGACAAAAAUGCUGCAAAUGCAGAGGUGGAUUCGCCAAACGAAAAUGGGCAAGUGCCAGUGAGCCCCAGUUAUCAGAAUUCGGAUAAAGAUGGAGCCGAAAAGGGACAACCCUUUACUCAAAUUGGAGAUGCAAAAAAUGGGGACAACAGUGCAUGCACAUCUGCCUCGGCUACGGCAAUGACUGGCGCUAGCUUUGAUAAGAAGAGAAAAGCGGAAGCAAUGGAGGAACGGUACCAAUUGGACAGGACCCUUGACGGCAUGAGCAGUGGCACCAAUGUUGAUAAAAUUGACUUGAUGGAGAACUCCACUACUGGUAGCAUAAACAAGCAUGCGAAAACAGAGGAUGGAGGAAUCAGUUGUGCCGAUCCCAUCCAGAAGAGCAACAAAGGGCUCGAUAAGCUGAAUGAGGACACGUACAUGCAUGGGGAUACUCAUGCGCACGCGCGUGUGGAAAAGUGCGCCACGAAGGCAGAGCUCGAAAGUGAUGACACUGCUCAGGGAAACGCGACCACUGGAAAUGCUAAAGAAGAACAAAGAGGAGUCGAAGCAGGAGAGAGUAACAAAACGGAAUUAGCACGAAGUGACGCAAGUAAGGAGGAAAAGGCAAAAGAGAAACCGAAUGGACAUGCGACGAUGAAGAACGAAGCAAGGCAAAGACAUGCACAACCGGAAGCGAAUAGCAAGAAAAAGGAAAGCUAUAAAUAUUUUAUUGAUUAUAGCAAAUAUAGAAGCAAAAAUAAUGUGACGUUCUCAACAAAGUAUAAAGACAGCUGUGUGAAUUUAAGCAGCGAUAAGCUCACCUGUUAUGGAGACAAAGGAUGGUCCAGUGUUUUCGUGAAUAAUGGGGCGGACAUCGGAAAAUGGUACUACGAAAUAAAAAUUGAAGAACCAGUGCAAAAUUUCCAGUUUCUAGGUUACAGGGACAAAGUGAUAAAGGUAAACCCAUAUAUAAGAGUCGGUUUCGCUUGCAGAUACAUGAGGUAUGACUAUCCCAUAGGAACAGACAAAUAUAGCUACUGCGUCAAUAGCAAAAAUGGAAGAAUCUUUAACAACUCCAUAAGUUACGACUGCAUGGAACCAAUUAAAGUAGGUGAUAUCAUUGGGUGCUAUUUAAAUUUGAAGAACAAAAAUACGUAUAACUUCGAUCCAAGAUCAGAUAAAAAAUUGUAUGAAUAUUUGCAAAAUGGUAUUCUAUGUGAUCCAAAAGAUCCACCCAUGUUAAAGAAAAACUACGGCUCGUCUAUUUUUUUCUCCCUAAAUGGGCAAAUAAAGAAAAACGCCUUUGUUGAUAUUUAUGAAGGAUUUUAUCAUCCGUCUGUGAGUUUGUACAUGGGUGCUUCAGGAAAGAUUAAUUUGGGUCCUCAUUUUGCAUAUAACCAUUUGAAUGAUUACAUCCCGUGUGUGUUUAUGGAGCCACCGAUUAUUUUGUGA
Molecule: messenger RNA, 1464 nt
Organism: Plasmodium inui San Antonio 1
Lineage: Eukaryota; Apicomplexa; Aconoidasida; Haemosporida; Plasmodiidae
Exons: 1
Coding region: 1-1464 (487 amino acids)
Cellular component (GO): Set1C/COMPASS complex
Molecular function (GO): transcription cis-regulatory region binding; protein binding
Source: RefSeq, a predicted model, not a curated record